This is a messenger RNA of Carica papaya (papaya), 3141 nucleotides long. Its product is annotated as ABC transporter A family member 7-like. Gene Ontology annotation, molecular function: ATP hydrolysis activity; ATP binding; ABC-type transporter activity. Gene Ontology annotation, biological process: transmembrane transport; lipid transport. The record is from RefSeq and is a predicted model, not a curated record. Gene Ontology annotation, cellular component: intracellular membrane-bounded organelle; membrane. Lineage: Eukaryota; Viridiplantae; Streptophyta; Magnoliopsida; Brassicales; Caricaceae.
UUCAGUAAUUUGGAACUGAAAAAGGCGCAACUGAAGUUCGUUAACUAUAAAAUGGAGAUUUCUGUUGUAUUAUUGUUAUAUAGUUUGUGCGGGCUCUUAUAGGAAGCGACAUACUAAACAAGAGCUUCUGUUGUUUGGCGGGAAAGUUGUGAAUUGCAGAUACGAGUUUUAACGCUCUGAAUUUUCUUUUUUUUUUUUUUUUUUGGGGGCGCGGAAAUGGCUGAUCCAUUGCAUGCUUCAUCUCCUGCCAGUUUCUGGACUCAGGCCAACGCUUUGUUAAGAAAGAACUUAACCUUCCAGAAACGGAAUAUCUGGACCAACAUCAGGCUCAUUUCAAUCCCAAUUGUCCUAUGUCUGCUACUUGUUGUCAUCCAAAUCUUGUUUGAGACCCAAUUCAAGGAUUCCACUGAGUGUGGCUGUGGGUGUAUCGACACAAAUGGGGAUGGUCAAUGUGAGAGAACCUGUGGUUUGCUCUCAUCUUUGAGUCAGGCAGCAAAUUGUCCCAUUCCGAGUCCCCCAGAGUGGCCGCCAUUAUUACAAAUACCAGCUCCUGAGUAUCGUGCUGUAAGAACUAGUUUUCUUCCGUCUAAAGACUUGCCAAAUGCAUCAUGCAGGAAUUCAGGAUCAUGUCCUGCAACUACACUUCUUACUGGGAGUAAUCAGUCACUUGGAGAAACUCUUUCUGCGAAUAUGUUCUCUAAUCUUUUUCCUCUCAGUUCUUCUGGUGUUGCGAGUAGUUUAGCCAACUUCGUCCUGGGUACUGCUUCUGAGACCACUUUUUCCAAUUUCCUUGAUCCUGCAUUCUUUGCAUCUCGUCCCAUCUAUAACAUUCAACGCCAGUGCACAGCAAACUCUACAUUUUCAGUUCCCAUUCAAGAACUAGGCUUGCAACAAGAGGUGAGAUGUGCUCAAGGUCUAUAUUUGUGGCGUAAUACUUCUUCCAAGGUGAAUGAUGAGCUAUUUAAGGGUUACCAUAGAGGCAAUUCAGAGGGAAAGAUAAAUGAGAUUGUUGCAGCUUAUGAUUUCUUGAACUCAAAUAGAUUUAAUUUCAACGUGACCAUCUGGUACAACUCAACAUAUAAGAAUGAAUCAGGGAAUGUACCCCUUGCAUUAGUGCGAGUUCCACGCUCGGUUAAUCUGGCAUCCAAUGCAUAUAUUCAGUUUUUGAAAGGUCCCGGGACGCAAAUACAAUUUGACUUUGUUAAAGAAAUGCCCAAGCCGGAAACUAAACUCAGACUGGAUAUUUCAUCCCUUAUUGGUCCACUUUUCUUUACAUGGGUUAUUCUACAGCUAUUCCCAGUGAUUUUGACGUCUCUGGUUUAUGAGAAACAACAGAAAUUGAGAAUCAUGAUGAAAAUGCAUGGACUUGGUGAUGGACCUUAUUGGAUGAUUUCGUACGCGUAUUUUCUUACGACGUCCAUACUCUACAUGCUAUGUUUUGUGAUAUUCGGCUCGGUGAUAGGGUUGAACUUCUUCAGGCUUAAUAACUAUGGCGUCCAAUUUGUUUUUUACUUUAUCUAUAUAAACCUCCAAAUUGCAGUGGCUUUUCUAGUAGCGGCAGUGUUUUCAAAUGUUAAGACAGCUACAGUUGUAGCAUACAUAUGCGUUUUUGGAACUGGGCUCUUGGGUGUCUUCCUUUUCCAAUUCUUUCUUCAAGAUCCUUCAUUCCCAACGAGGUGGAUUGUUGUACUUGAGUUAUAUCCUGGCUUCGCUCUGUACCGUGGGUUAUAUGAGUUUUCACAAUAUGCCUUCUUGGGGAAUUUUAGGGGGACUGAAGGGAUGCAAUGGAGCGAUAUUGGUGAUAGUGGGAUGAAAGAAGUCCUUCUUAUUAUGCUAGUUGAGUGGUUGGUGGUGCUUAUUGUUGCAUAUUAUGUAGAUCAAGUUUCUUCUUCAGGAAGUGGAAGAAAUCCUCUAUUUUUCUUGAAAAAGCUUCAGAAGAAACCUCUAUCUUCUUUUAAAAAGCCUAUUUUUCAAAGCCAGGGGUCAAAAGUGUUUGUUCAGAUGGAGAAACCAGAUGUCAGUCAGGAGAGAGAAAAGGUUGAAGAAUUGUUACUUGAAUCAAGCACAAGUCAUGCCAUACUAUGUGACAACCUUAAGAAAGUGUACCCAGGGAGGGAUGGGAACCCUGCAAAAAUUGCUGUAAGAGGAUUAUCUCUUGCUUUGCCUCGAGGGGAAUGCUUUGGUAUGCUGGGUCCAAAUGGUGCAGGCAAGACGUCUUUUAUUAGUAUGAUGAUUGGACUCACAAAGCCAACAUCUGGGACAGCAUUUGUUGAGGGUCUGGAUAUACGAACCGAUAUGGAUGGAAUAUAUACUAGCAUGGGCGUAUGCCCACAGUACGACUUGCUGUGGGAAACCCUGACAGGAAGAGAGCAUUUACUAUUUUAUGGCAGACUUAAGAAUCUGAAAGGUUCUGCUCUGACACAAUCAGUUGAAGACUCUCUUCGGGAUGUCAACCUAUUUCAUGGAGGAAUUGCUGAUAAACAAGCUGGGAAGUACAGUGGAGGUAUGAAGAGGAGGCUUAGUGUGGCCAUUUCAUUGAUCGGGAAUCCUAAAGUCGUUUAUAUGGAUGAACCCAGUACUGGACUGGAUCCAGCCUCAAGGAAUAACUUAUGGAAUGUUGUUAGGCGUGCAAAGCGAGACCGUGCAAUUAUUCUCACAACUCAUUCAAUGGAAGAGGCUGAGUUCCUGUGUGAUCGAUUAGGAAUUUUUGUCGAUGGAAGCUUGCAGUGCAUAGGAAAUCCAAAAGAGUUGAAGGCUAGAUAUGGAGGAUCUUAUGUGUUUACCAUGACAACUUCUGCAAACCAUGAGGAAGAAGUGGAGCACUUGGUGCGGCGUCUUUCUCCAAAUGCUAAUAAGAUAUAUCAUAUAUCUGGAACCCUGAAAUUUGAGCUACCGAAACAUGAUGUUCGAAUUGCUGAUGUCUUCCAAGCUGUUGAGAACGCAAAGAGCAAGUUCACAGUGUUUGCAUGGGGUUUGGCUGAUACCACUCUUGAGGAUGUGUUUAUCAAGGUUGCUCGUGGAACUCAGGCCGUCAAUGAUUUGUCAUGAUUGUAAGAUUCGUUAUAAUAGAUUGAGAUAGUUUUUCUAUGUACACUCUAGUUGGCUUCGCUGCAGUUGUUCUCAAUUCAUAAAAUUAAUAAA